Molecule: messenger RNA, 2760 nt
Organism: Habropoda laboriosa
Lineage: Eukaryota; Metazoa; Arthropoda; Insecta; Hymenoptera; Apidae
Gene: RapGAP1
Product: rap1 GTPase-activating protein 1
Exons: 10
Coding region: 1-2760 (919 amino acids)
Biological process (GO): regulation of small GTPase mediated signal transduction; activation of GTPase activity
Cellular component (GO): cytoplasm
Molecular function (GO): protein binding; GTPase activator activity
Source: RefSeq, a predicted model, not a curated record
AUGGAAAAUAGUUCCGAUUUUUGUGGAGAAGACAAAGUAUUGAGUGAUACUAGUAAUAGUGUUGUGAGAAAGAAAGAAAAUUCUCUGAGACUUCGUUUAGAACGAGUCCUUAGUUCUGGAGCUCUGAAGAGUCCAAAAAGUCCAUUGUAUACUUCGAGUUCUCAAAGUUCGAAUCCUAAUCAUAGUAGCUCGUAUGUAAGAGAGAGACACUAUUCGUGGCACUUGCGUUCUCCUAAGAAGAAAGCAUCUCGCACAUCGUGUUCGUCGGAAAGUAGUGAUUCACUUUUGUCUUCGAAGUCAAUCGUAACUAGUAACACAAAUUCGCCAAUUAGUCCAGUCGAUCUGGACAAUUGUUUUUCAACAAGUUACGUCGACGAAGGGAGACAGCAGCUCGAACAAUCCGUGUAUUGCGAGGCUGACGCUCGGCACACCGCUGUCGAAGAUGAAAGGCAAGAUGUUCAAGGUGCCAAUCAGGCAAAAAUAAAGAGUACUACGCAAGAUUUAUUCGAGUUGCUCGAAAGAGUGCAGAGUUCGAGGCUCGAUGAUCAACGAUGCGUUCUGCCGCCGUACUUUUCCCAGACCCCAAGGGAGGACAGGGCAGCCUCGAGUCCUGGUAAUCAGAAUAAUCACACUCCCACACCGUCCCCUUCACCGGUCGGCGAUGCACCGGUUGGCAGAGCUCUUAUGGAGGCUGCGCUCCAGCAAGCCACUUCCGGAACUCAGCCACCUCUGGUGGUGACACCGCCUGGAUACUGGGUCGACGGUACCGAUCAUCGACACGCCCUGGACUCAGCUGGCAGGGCGUUACUUCCGGCGCAGCCCGCAUGGCAACCUAGGAUAGACCAGGAUGACACGGCUAAAUGCUAUAGGCGAUUCUUCGUCGGCAGGGAGCACGUGAACCUGGUGGGAAGGGACGGAGAGAACGGGUCGGUCCUCGUCUCGGUGAAGGCCGAGACGGUUGCUGGACAGGAGCACUGGAGGGUCCUGUUGCGACUAAGAGCUGGAUCCACUCACGAAUUGGUACCAGCCACGAACCUCGGACCGAAUCCGUCACCCGCCAAAAUGGUCAAGGCGAUCAAUGAAUCCUUGAACGUGAGCACGCUGAUGCCAGUUGUCUGUUCGGGUGCUGGUACACUGAUAGCACGGUACGACGAGCACGCCCUGGUCUCGAGAUUUAAAUUCGGUGUUCUUCAUCAACGUGCUGGCCAGGUCACAGAAGAGCAACUUUUCGGAAACAGGCAAAUCACGCCAGCCUUCCAAGAAUUUCUCGACUUGCUGGGCCAGAAGAUCGAUCUGAAGGAUCACAAAGGAUAUCGCGGAGGUUUGGACACUCGACACGGCCAGACAGGAGAUUCCGCGGUGUACGAGGUAUUUCGAGGCCGAGAAGUCCUCUUCCAUGUCGCUUCUCUUCUUCCGUACAGUCCAGGCGAUUCGCAACAGUUACAGCGUAAACGACACAUAGGCAACGACAUCGUCGCGAUAAUAUUCCAAGAGGAGCCAACCCCUUUCAGUCCAGAUAUGAUCGCCAGCCAUUUCUUACACGCUUUCAUCAUAGUACAGGUCGUUGACCCUUGCACUCCUAAUACAAGGUAUAAGGUCAGUAUAACGGCUCGAAACGACGUUCCAUGGUUCGGGCCAGCUCUGCCAACGCCAGCCGUAUUUCUGCGAGGAGUCGAGUUCAAGGAAUUCCUCUUAACAAAACUGGUGAACGCUGAGAAUGCGGCGUACAAAGCUGAGAAAUUUUCGAAGCUCGAGCUAAGAACGAGGUCAGCCCUGUUGGAGUCUCUGACAGAGGAGCUUCAAACGAAGACCGCAGAAUUUCUUGGUGGAGCGAUCGGUUUGGGCGGUGCUGGUUUUGCAAUCGGUGGAAAUUGCCCGGUAAGUCCGACAGCAAGCGACGCGUCUGGGUCUGGUAGCGGAGGAAGUGGCUCCAGGUUCAUCGAUACCGUGCGAAAAGCACUGAUAUCGCGCGUUAGAAACGCCUCGACUGAGAGCGUGCCGCAGCAAUUAUCGAAGAAGGGUCAGUCGGAGCCUAGUCCGCCGAGUAAUCGACAAUCGACUACGAAGAUCAACAGUAAACGCUCGGUGGAGCCGUCGAGUCCCUUAGGUUCUCCGGAUUUAACUCUCGGAAGAGAUUCAGAACGCGGAAGCCCUAGUUUAGGAAGUCAGGACAGCAGUUUGUCGAACACAGACAAUCAAGACAGCAGUUUGGCCACUUUGCAGCAAGAUGAAGUCGAUCGUAGGGAAUCUACCACUUCUGUUUGCGCCAGCAAUGACACCACGCUGGCGGAUAAAACUUCUGUGUCUCCUGUUCAGAGACUGACCCACGAGAAUUUACGAAAACAAGAGAGGUCGGAGAAAAAGGAAAUGACCCAACGGGUUAUUUCGGAGAGCGACGACAGUUCGUUGAACAGCGAGCUCGAGCUGGAUCAGGUUGUGUAUCCAGACAGCGACACGGGCCUCGAGUCGAUGAGCUCCGCGGAAACACAUGACACAGCGAGGUGUACGACUAAGGAUGGUGUUUUGGAGAACGAGAAUUUGAGAAUGGAAGUCACUAGGCUUAAAUGCGACAAGUUAGACUUAUUGAGGCAGAAUGUGACCUGUCAACGCGACAUUAAACGUCUGCGAGAGAAGGAGCUACAACUGCAAUCGGAUCUUGCAGCCGCAUCGAAGGAGAUUCUUCGAUUACGAGCUAUGUUGAAAGAAUGUUCGACGAGUAUUCCAUUGGAUAAUAACAAUCAACAGACAUCUACCGUUUAA